AUAGAGAUUGUCAAUGUCAUCCUCCUAAGGAACGAAAUUUUUAAAUUAGUAAACAAAUCACAAAUCAAAGACUGCAAGGAUAUGAUUAAUUUAACAAAAAUAAAAUGGGUAUUAAACAUUUGUGGACAGUUUUAACACCGUAUUGUGAACGAAAACCAUUGUAUGAAUUACAAGGAAAAACAGUAGCCGUAGAUCUGUCUUGUUGGAUAUGCGAGGCUCAAAACAUCGCCGAAUAUCAAAUACAACCUAGAAUGUACCUAAGAAAUCUCUACUUCAGAGCUUGUUACAUGCUUCUACUAGAUGUAAACCCAGUCUUUAUCUUGGAAGGUAGAGCACCAGAAUUAAAAUAUGAUACCAUAGCUGCAAGAAAUGCAUUGCAAUUUAAAGGAGCAAAGCCCAAAACAGACGGAGUAAAGACUGGUAAAGACAGAUCGAGGUUUAAUUUUGUUUUGAAAAGAUGUGAAGAAAUGCUUGGGCUAAUGGGAAUAUCAUGUCUGAAAGGUAAAGGGGAAGCUGAAAGUCUUUGUGCAUAUCUUAAUGAUGAAGGAUUGGUUGAUGCUUGCAUUUCACAAGACUCAGACUGCUUUGCCUAUGGUGCAAAAAUAGUGUACAGAAACUUCUCCAUAGCUUCACAGGGAGCCAAUAAGUCUUCAGGGGGAGCUGUAGAUAUUUAUGAUAUAACAAAGGCAAUAGAUAACAUGAAUUUUGGCAGGAACAAAAUAAUAGCUAUGGCCUUACUGUGUGGAAGUGACUACUCAGGAGGUGUUCAAGGUAUCGGCAAGGAGUCUGUUUUGAAGUUGUUUGAAGAUAUAUCGGAUAAUGAAAUUCUAGACAAGCUGCGUGAUUGGAGGGCAAAUACAGAAGUUUAUAAGAAGUAUGAAAACAAGCUUAAUGAUAAGAAUCUUUGUACUUCUUGUGGACAUUUAGGAAAGGCUCGGCAGCACACACAAAAAGGUUGUGUUCCUUGUGGCAUGUCAAAGGGUUGUUCAGACGAGAAGUAUAAAAUCGAAAGAGCCAAAAUCAAAAACGAAGUUGCAAUGAGAAGCAAAGCUUUAAAAGAUCCAGAAUUUCCUGAUGAAAAUCUAAUAAAAGAAUUCCUAACAAAAAAAGACCAUGUGUCUAGGUUAGAUCUGGAAUGGAAACAGCCAGAUCUUGUGGAAUUUGUGCGCUUUACCACAAAAUUCUUGCAAUGGGAAGAAAUGUACAGCUUCGAAAAAAUUCUUCCCAUACUGACUAGAUGGCAAUGUACACAUUAUACAGCAGUUCAGUCGACUAAUUUAAAAAAUGUCGUUCAACCCAGUCAUAUAAAAAAGACUCGCAACCCCAAAGGCGUUCCUAGCUACGAAAUCAUUUGGUCUGAUCCAGAAAACUAUUUCAAAAAUGUCAUUCCAAAAGAACAAAUCGAAGACUCAAAUAAAACAUUAGAACAAAUGUGGACAACGAUAGAACCUCAAGAAUUCGUCAACAAGGCGUAUCCGAAAUUAGUAGAAACAUUCCAGCUCAGCAAAAUUAAACCCAAGAAGGCUACAAGAAGAAGAAAAAAGGCAAUUGAUGUAGACGAUAUUAGUGAUAUGUUAAAAAAUACAUCGAUUUCAGAACCAAAACCCAAAAAAACGCGUAGAACUAACAAAAAGGGUCAAAUACAGUCUGAGAAACCUUUACAGCCUACAUUGUUAGACAAUUUCUUGAAAAGAGCUGUAAUUCAGAGCCAUAUGAAUAAGCAGAAAGAAUUGGAAGAUAUAAAUGAAAAUAACUGCCAUACAUCAACACCUUUGAAAUGUAAGGAAAGUUUUGUGGACAUGUCUUGCUUUGGAGACGAAGAUAACGACAGUGACCUAUCUGACAUAAUAGAGAACAUCAUUUCUAGAAAACCUAGAAAUUUUGAACUCAUAGCGAAUAAAGAGAAUGAAUGUGAAGAAAUACACCUGCAGGAAAUAUCUACAGAAAUAUUAGAAACAGACUUAAAAGUCUCUAGCUUCUUUAUGUGUGAUCCUGUUGAACAUGAUCUAUUUGAGAACACAUUCAAUGAGAUGUAUAAUAGUGAUGACAAUGAUAGUACAAUAGAAUAUGACUUUGAAGAAAAUAAAUGUUUAGAAAAUGGAAGUGAUAAAAGUGAGGAAAACAGUGGUGAAAUCCAUAAUGAUGAUAAACAAAAUGAAAAAAAUAUAUUAACAAAAGCGGACGUAGAAAAUGAAGAUAGUUUCUGUGAAGUAUAUGUGCCUUUAAUAGAACGACUUAAGACUAAAUAAAAGUGAAUAAAUGUUUUUAUUAAAUAAAACGUAAAAUUGUA
This is a messenger RNA of Diabrotica virgifera virgifera (western corn rootworm), 2290 nucleotides long. Its product is annotated as flap endonuclease GEN. The record is from RefSeq and is a predicted model, not a curated record. NCBI's taxonomy places the organism in Eukaryota, Metazoa, Arthropoda, Insecta, Coleoptera, Chrysomelidae. Gene Ontology annotation, molecular function: four-way junction DNA binding; 5'-flap endonuclease activity. The transcript has 7 exons. The coding region runs from base 105 to 2249 and encodes 714 amino acids.